Castor canadensis (American beaver) is the source of this 2627-nucleotide messenger RNA. RefSeq names its product cyclin dependent kinase like 4 (gene Cdkl4). Gene Ontology annotation, biological process: protein phosphorylation. Gene Ontology annotation, molecular function: ATP binding; protein serine/threonine kinase activity. The record is from RefSeq and is a predicted model, not a curated record. Lineage: Eukaryota; Metazoa; Chordata; Mammalia; Rodentia; Castoridae. Gene Ontology annotation, cellular component: nucleus.
GCUGUGCGGCGGCUGCCGGCUCCGAGCGACCCGCACGGGCGGGAGCCGGGCGGUGGCCGGGCUGGGGCGGUCCCCGCGGCUCGAGACCGUACCGUCGCUCCCUGUCCGCGCCGUGAGUGCGGGUCCCGGCGGCGAUCCGCGGAGAGAGUGGAGUCUUUGGAGGCUGCCAGGUGCAACAUUAUACUGCAUAUCAAUCAGUAAUUCAAGUCACUUUAAAUAUAAUGGAAAAAUAUGAAAAACUAGCUAAGAUUGGAGAAGGGUCUUACGGGGUUGUAUUCAAAUGCAGAAACAAAUCCUCUGGACAAAUAGUAGCUAUUAAAAAAUUUGUGGAAUCUGAAGAUGAUCCUGUUGUUAAGAAAAUAGCACUAAGAGAAAUACGUAUGUUGAAGCAGUUAAAACACCCAAAUCUUGUGAACCUCAUUGAGGUGUUCAGAAGAAAAAGGAAAAUGCACUUAGUUUUUGAAUACUGUGAUCAUACACUUUUAAAUGAGCUGGAAAGAAACCCAAAUGGAGUUUCUGAUGGAGUGAUCAAAAGUGUAUUAUGGCAAACACUUCAAGCUCUUAAUUUCUGUCACAAACAUAACUGCCUCCACAGAGAUGUAAAGCCUGAAAACAUUCUAAUAACAAAGCAAGGAGUAAUCAAGAUCUGUGACUUUGGAUUUGCACGAAUUCUGAUUCCAGGAGAUGCCUACACUGACUACGUUGCUACAAGGUGGUACCGAGCACCAGAGCUUCUUGUGGGAGAUACGAAGUAUGGGCCCUCCGUCGACGUCUGGGCUGUCGGCUGCGUUUUCGCAGAGCUCCUGACUGGCCAGCCACUCUGGCCUGGCAAAUCAGAUGUGGACCAACUUUAUCUGAUCAUCAGAACACUGGGAAAACUAAUCCCAAGACAUCAGUCUAUCUUUAAAAGUAACCAGUUUUUCCACGGCAUUAGUAUACCUGAACCAGAAGUCAUGGAAACUCUUGAGGAAAAGUUCUCAGAUGCUCAUCCUGUGGUUUUGAAUUUCAUGAAGGGUUGUCUGAAGAUGAAUCCAGAUGACAGACUAACUUGUGCCCAACUCUUGGAGAGCACCUACUUUGAUUCUUUUCGAGAAGAUCAAAUGAAAAGAAAAGCACGUAAUGAGGGAAGAAACAGAAAGCGUCCGCAGGUACCUCUGUUCAAAAAAUCAACUGUUGCCUCUCAUACCAGGAAGCUACAUCUCCCCCACACCUGAUGGAAGAAAACAAGUCCUCCAGUUAAAAUUUGAUCAUCUUCCAAACAUUUAGGAAAAAUGUUCUUUCAAGUGCAAAGUAAUUUAAUAUGUACAUAUUUUUUGUACAGUCAAGAUAGGAAUUCUCAGUGUUUCAAAUGCAAAUGAGCCAUAUGAAAAUUAAGAUGCCUUCUAGAAUUGUUUUGCUCUGAUCAUUGCUGAUUCCUUUCCCUGUGCUUUUUACAUGCCAACUUUUUCUUUUAGAACAUUUUCUUUAAAUGUUAUUAAGGCCUGAAACUGCACAUAUGGAGGAGACAUUUUCAAUUUCAUCAGAGCAGCCCUGCUUAGACAAUUUACAUUGAGAAUUCAUCUGCUUGAACUUUGUGAAAAAGACUUACAUAGAUCAUCUUGCUUUAGCUGGCCACAUAAUAUCUGAAAACAAUAUCAAAUCUCCUGACUAGCUGCUGUUUGAGCAGGGCAUGACUUUAUGUUCCCACAUUAUAAUUCACUCUCAUUGUGACCAGGACUGUUGAGCAAUGCUGGCAUUUUAUUCCAUGUUGUUAUAUUGGUGCAGGAAGGGCAGCUUAAAGGUUGUCUAGGUUUAUGCCUUUAUUCCAGGGCAGACUCUAUUUGCUCUGUCUCAUGAAACAUUGACGAUUUUAUUUUUAAAGGUAGCUAGAGGAAAUUCCAUGCAAAAUCCAUACAUAGCAAAUAGUAGGCAAAUAACAGGAGUCACCAUCCUCAAUGAUGCCCUUGAGUAGCUGGUGCCAACUCUAAUGCUGUCCUUGGUACCUCGUGAGUUCUUAUCGUUUCUCCUGGCUAACUCAUCUCCCUAUUGGGAGUGUUGUCUGAACAGUUCAUUGCAAAUACUUUCUCCAGAGUAUUGGCAUUCGUAACCUACAUGGAUGCAAUAGAGGAUGCAUGGAUUUCUAUGGAUGGAACUUGUAAAGUCCUGAACUACUGAGUAUAUCAUAACCAUCCUGGGUUUGUAAAUGCUUACAAAAGCAGGAAGAUUAUCUUUCAGUUAAUUUAAUCCUGGGUCUUCUACCAAAAAAUAAGGCAAAUACCUCAGUAGGUAAUCUGGAAUUAUGUUGGAAUAUUUUCCUAAGUAAACUUGACACCCAUUUGCGCAUGCGAACACACAUUCGUAAUUGUAAAUUUUGAUGCCUUUUGUCUCAGACAUCUUAAAAUGAAGCAGAGUGGUUAAAAUACUUUCAGUUUGCUAACAAGGAAUUCAUGUAUAAUAAUAGCACAGAGCUGUCUAUUCCUGUCUGACAAAAGGCACAAAACAGUGAUGUUUCCAUUAGUUACAAUUAAGAAGGUUUCAUUAACUCUUUUCUGCUCCUGAAAUAUUACCUAAAUAUUGUCAAAUUUUGCAGAAACAUAUUCCAGAAAUUCUUUUGUCUGGCACCAACAGCAUAUAGUGUUAUUAAUGAG